UCAUAUUGCACAGAAAUUUACACUACUUUUUCGGACUGUGUUUACACUUAAACUGGUUAUUAAGGUACCUAGUUUGAUUUGAAAUACUCGCACGCAAUCAUACUCUUUAAUCAGUUACCUAAUGAUAUGUUUUAAGUCAUUUGAUAUAAAUCACAUUUUCAAUGCCCAGAUAACAGCAUGAUUUUUUUUGUUCGUGGCACAAGUUGUAAUAAGACGUUUUGUAAAAAUCUAAAGCAAUCAUUUAACGGAAAGUCAGAUUGAAAAUGUACUAAAUAAAGUUUCGGUAGACUCGGUUCCCAAAAGCUUACUCUAUCAGAUACCAUCGCUUAAAGGUGAUACACUCAAAUUUAUACCGCUUCUAGCACAGCAUACUACCCACAAAAACGGACAUCCCAUCAUGGAAUACUGUGAUUUCCACGAACGACAAAUUGUAUCGUCCGUGCCGUAAUAGGCAGAUCCAGGCUGCUCAUCAUUACAAUCACCAUUAUUAUCCUUACGAGAAUACUUCUGCCUGGCUUUAGUCGCCUCCGAAUGCACAGUAAGGGCACUUCAACUGCUGCAACUGCUACUACUACUGUUACUACUACUCCUACCACCAUCAGCACCACUUUCAAUUCUGUUAAUGCCGCUGUCAUCAACAACAUGAACAACAACAACAACAACAACAACAGCUACCAAAACUACAAUUACAACAACAACAUCAACAACAACAGCGCCAUCACCAAUCCCAACGUUCCGGUUGCGUUCGUUGAGUUCAAGGAUGUGGCCAGUGCUGCCGCCGCCAUGUGCGCCCUGCAGGGCAAGUACCUCCUUUCGUCGGAUCGCGGUGCCAUGCGCAUCGAGUUCGCCAAAUCCAAGAUGGCUGCCGACGUUCCAUCGCACCACUUUUACCAUCUGCACAUGCAACAGCGAGAAGGGAGCGGGUAUGGAGCCAAGAAUGGAACACCAUUUGGGGAAGAAGAGUGAACGAACCGAUCUCAACACUUACUUGAUGGCAACAACUUGACCCCAUCAACAACCGCAACAGCAACCGUAUCAACAGCAAAAUCAUCAUCAGCAACAGCAAACAGCUGUCAUCAACAACUCCUACAUCAACGGAACUAGCGGAAACGGACUCGGAUACGACAUAGGUAACGGCAUCGCGGCUGGGCGUUACAACACCAGCAACAGUUUCAACUAUAUCAAUAACAACAACAACAACAACAACAACAACAACAACAACAACAAUGGACUCUACGCGAUAGCCGUUCCGCAGCCUAGGGCGUGAACUGAUGUACCGUCUCAAUGUAACCGAAGCUGUGAACAAUUUCACACCGUUUGUUUUAACCAUUCACCCUAGUAGAAAAUGAAAUCCAAAAUCGUUAAGUUGAUAUGUGUAAAUGUGAUAAACCAGAGCCCAUGUUUGGCCCCCCAAUUGAACCGUAAUGUGCCCUAGAACGAUUUUUAUACGAAAACUAUGUUGACAUUUCAAUUUCUCUUUCGUUACCUGUUAUCAGCUAUUGCUUUUUCGUUGAACCGUACUAAUAUACCAUUCGAGUAGGAAACGAUGAUGAAUCUCCCUUUGGACAAGCGUGCACAUGCACAAUGGUGCAAAAAAACAUGUGAUUAGGGUUUCAAAACGUUACAGUUAUUUUUACACGAACGAGUAAAUACACAAUGAAAGGGAAAACAAACAAAC
This is a messenger RNA of Ochlerotatus camptorhynchus, 1678 nucleotides long. RefSeq names its product integrator complex subunit 5-like protein. The coding region runs from base 532 to 966 and encodes 144 amino acids. The transcript has 3 exons. Gene Ontology annotation, molecular function: RNA binding. The record is from RefSeq and is a predicted model, not a curated record. Lineage: Eukaryota; Metazoa; Arthropoda; Insecta; Diptera; Culicidae.